Mya arenaria is the source of this 2619-nucleotide messenger RNA. RefSeq lists its product as uncharacterized. Lineage: Eukaryota; Metazoa; Mollusca; Bivalvia; Myida; Myidae. The coding region runs from base 315 to 2201 and encodes 628 amino acids. The record is from RefSeq and is a predicted model, not a curated record. The transcript is spliced from 9 exons.
CGGUGUCCCCCGCACAUGCCAUUUAUUAGGUUGUUUUGGAUUGUUGUAAACAUAAGCUUUUUUAAGAUGGAGGUUAAUAUACUGCUCACGUUUUUUAUGUCUUUAUGUGCCAAAUUAGCUGAGCCUACUUACCGGAUAUCUCGCCAGUCCGGAUCCUGGGAGGACGCAGAGGAACACUGUAAACACUUUAACGGUCAUCUAGCAACGCUAGGAGACAUGGGGAAGUUUCGCGCGUGGCUGAAGACACAGCAGACGACAUUUUUACAGGAAGAAACCAUGGAAUUGUGGGUAGGCGCCAGUCUUGAAGUUGGAGAAUGGCAUUGGGAUGGCAGGCGAGAAGCAUUCAACGGCACGGUCAGAUUCUACGAUAUCGAAGGUUGCCAUCGCCAGCAGUAUUGGUCAAGCGGAAUCCAGAUUCCCGAACUGACACCACAGUUGUGCCUGGACCAGUGUGGAUGGCGGGGAAGAGUUGGUUUGAAGAUUACUGUCUGUGUGAAGGUGACCUACAGAACGUGACGUCAGCCGGUGACGCCAUUUGCCAUAUUGCCUGUGACGGCGACGCUAAGUCGAUGUGCGGAGGGUACUUUGGCGUUUCAGUAUACAAACCAGAUAACAUGACCAUUGGCUGGGCAAAAGACGAAUCUUCGGAGGAAAACAACUGCGCGGUUUUACGAAAAUUAUCGAUGGACUCCGAUCAAGAGUUGUCGUCUGCAAACUGUGACAUGCGGACACGUUCUCUGUGCUCAUAUUCCGAUGACGUCACGUGUGGUUUGCACGAGAGCUGUAUUCGGAGUUCAUCUGAACAAAACACGUGGUCGGCAGCGAGGACUGGCUGUAAUAUGACAUCACUUUUCGACGGUGACGUAAGAAGGUCGGACGUGAGGGAUCUUAAAAACCUCGCUCCCGGAAGCUACUGGAUUGCACUUAGUCGGGCGGCGUCAUGGGUUUGGACGCUUGGUUCGACAGUUCGGAUGGCAGACUUCUUCCCCCAUGAGACGGGACGGAUAGGAUCUUCCGGGCGGAGCUGCGCGGUGUUGCGGCUCGUGCACGGCUCCUCCGGUCUGGCGGCAAGGGAUUGUGAGGCCAACCGCCACUUCCUUUGUCAAUAUGAUUAUAUGGAGAAGCGAGACGGCCCCACCCCACCAGGGCCGAGUGAAAAUGACGGUCUACUCCAAAAUGUUACCGGAAGUGAUGUAUUUAACACUCAGAGCACGAGCGGUGUUACCGGACUUGGCAUUCCAACAGAAAAUAACGAAAAUUCUAAAUCGAACGAAUUCGACUUUUUGGGCAUAACGGGAACGGCAAGCACGUGCGUUCAUUUGGUGCUCGGGUUUGUAUCAGGAAUGGUCUGCAUUUUGAUACUUGGGCUCAUAGUCUACACCAUUUACAGGUGUACACGACCCCCGCAGACGAAGCAUGAGCGGCUCGGUGGAACCAAACAAGAGCAGCACUACACACCGAGCGUCAACUACAGUUCCAAAGACGAUUCCCUUCACAUUUCCCCACCGCCGUCUGACGUCACCUACGACACCGUGUACGAUCACGCCGAGUCACCGUUCCGUAGAACGCAACGUCUCAUCCGCAUGGGGUCCGCUAACGCCUGGCGCCAAACGCAUCAAACACCGACCCGCCGGGUGGGGCGGUCCGAUGCCUCGGAUUCUUCCGGCUCUGAUUAUACGUGGCGCGGCAUGAUUGGUGGAAAGAUCGAAAUUGUGAAUACGGAAUUACGUAAUCAAUACCCAGAACAUUCAAUCGCGGCCACGUGCGCACGUGCUGAAAGGAUGACGCCAGAUUCAACUUUGCGCACGCGUUUAGACGUUCACGAGCCAAUAUUGUGCUCAGACGGGAUUUACGAUAUGCCUGAAAGGCCAGUCAGUUCAGCAAACAACACACACAAACAUGGUAACAGUGGAAAAAUAGUUGAAGGAACCACUGGCCCGACGAUGCAAGAAAACUUGACAUACAGACGUGAAAGUGACGCCAGUAGAGGUGACAAUGACGCCAGAAGUCAACGCGAUUCCCAAGAUCCGACUUUCCUUCAAUUCCAGCUGUCAAGAAAUUCGAUGAACGAAGAGAAUAUUUACGCGACGAUUAAAAAAACGUUUGAGAAGAUUAAGGACGACCUGGCGGAGCAGGCGAGAAGAGAAGAACCGGAAGAGGAAGAGCAGAUGAUGUACUCCGUACGUCUGUCUAACGUGUGAGGGAAAUACCAUGGAGUCCCCGGCACUUUUAUCUGACUCAAAAAUGUUCCAAUCAAUGUUGUGCCCAACUGGAUAUGCGACGUAUUUAUAUAUUUAUUAAUCUUGAGACUUAAAGACUGUGUCUGACUUCCAAAAGACAGGAUAUUAGCAGGCUUGUUGAGACCCGAGUUUUGAUGUCUGGAAUACCUCCAACUUUGCUGACAACUUAACCUGCUCCUUGGGUGGGAUCUAGACAAAAAUGCAGUUUCAGUCUGCCUUAUUCCGCCUUGAGCCCCGGGUAUACCCCCCCCCCCCCCGCCACACACACAAGAUAAGGAAAAUCAUUGACAGAUGCAUAAGCUGCAUGUGAAUUGUAGGUGGACUGAGGGUAUAAGUGUGACCCGGUGCUAUUCCUUUGAAAAUAAAUGAGCUUCGAAAA